Molecule: messenger RNA, 731 nt
Organism: Paraglomus occultum
Lineage: Eukaryota; Fungi; Glomeromycota; Glomeromycetes; Paraglomerales; Paraglomeraceae
Source: the annotation of a GenBank genome assembly
GUCUCACUCUCUCACAAGUGCUGAUUCUUAUUCGGAUUCUGCUUCGUCAGAUUCUUUCAUCAAUUCCAAAACUGCAGUUCGGUUUCGUCCUCUUAGACGAACACGCGCUUCGUAUAAAGGAGAGAUCAGUAGACCUGAUAGUUCUUCCUCUUCGUCUUGUUCGUCCCAUUCUUCCCCAAACUAUCGUACAAAACGUCGGCAGCAUCUACAAAAUCGCAAACCUGGCCCACGCAAACUCCGUCAAGUCGUUUUAUCUGAUCCUUCGAGUGAUUCAUAUGACGAAGAGAUUAUAAAAUCUCACAGAUCUUGGUGCGAACACUGUGGUAAAUCUGGGAAAAAGCAAGAAAAAGACCGAAAAAAAAACGAAGACGCAGAUAAAUUACUUGUAUUAUGUGAUUUGUGUUCGUGCUCAUAUCACUGGGGUUGCAUACCUCAGCAGAGAAAAUCGAAGAAGAUACACAAGACGUUUAGGUGUACAAAAUGUAUACGGCAUAAGAGUACUGUUAAAUGUAUGAUUUGUAAUUUAGAUAUUAAUGGUAUUAGUGCGAAGAGACAAGCAGAAAAAGGGGAGGAUGAAAAUGAUACAGAUGGAAACCAAAGAAUGAAAUUAAGAGAAAGGAAAGAAGUGAAGAUGAAAGUUGAAGAUGACGAUGAGGGUAGGCGAAUUAAGGGGAAGAAAAGACAGAUGAAUAUAGAUGAGCUGAUUAAGACAUACAGAAGGAAGUGGAAGU